CCCUAACCCCCCUACGAUCCCCUACGACCCCCAGGACCCUCUAUGACCCCCCUACGACCCUUAACGUACCCCACCCUCGCCCGCACCGCCUGUACCGUUGCACCGUUCCCGGUCCGGGUGGCGGUCUUCUGAUCUAAGACAAUGCCUGUUCGUCAUGGUACCGAACCCGACAGAAGAUCGCAUAACCUGCAUAUCUCCUCGUUGCUCGUUGGACUAGCCGUGCCCAGCAUCCAAUCACUAUCUCUACCUGUUCGUGCCCGAGGUCUUUCGGAUUUCCAGGGUAAGGUAUAUAAAUUACGUGGAAGUUCGGGCUAGGAUCCAUCUGGCUUAUUAUUUAGUCCAAUUAGUAAUAUUAUCAACCGCCUUUCUAGCCAACCCCUUAUCGUGAACUAGUCUUUGUUCCCUAGAUACCUAGCUUAUUUGAUAUCAGGUCAACUAGCUCGACGUCUACAAUAUAUAAAGCAAGCAUAGGAAUCAAAAGAAUUGGGAGAAGUAUUGCAAACAAGACUCUACGGACAUCAUGGCUGCCGAUAAAGUAUCUACUAUACCUCACCCUCUUCGACCUCUGUCGCCCGACGAGCUGUCCAAAGCUCGGGAUAUCGUCAUCAAGGCACAAGGUGGCGAUGGCGUCGCCUUCUUCUUUCGCUCGGCUAUCUUUAACGAGCCAAAGAGGGAAGACCUGACCGUCUUUCUCGCCGCCGAACAUGAAGGUCGGGUGCCUGAGAGUGUCCCGCCGAGAGAGGUCCAUCUGUUGUACGACGUUAUCAAAGAUGGCCAAGCUCAGCUUCAUGAGACGGUUGUCGACAUCGACGCUGGCACCAUCCCAAGCGUCAGGGCGCACGAAAUGCACUGCCAGACCAGUUUCACUGCGCAGGAGUUCGGCAAGUUCCAAGAAGCCUGCGUCUCCUCGGAGAUGUUCAAGGCAGCCUUGGAAGAGUUCACACUACCAGAGAAUUUCGUCAUCACAAUAGAUCCGUGGCCUUAUGGAGGCCCGGAUCCCGAUGAGGAGAUCCCUCGUACUAUGCAAGGUCUCGUCUACGCCCGAGACACAUCCAAUAAAAACAUCGACUCAAAUCAUUACGCUUACCCAUUACCCAUCAUUCCCAUCAUGGACGUUGCCACCAAGAAAUUGGUCAGAGUAGAUCGUCUCGCUACUGGAGGACGUGGUGACAGCCUAUACCCCGCUUCCCUAUCAGACAAGCCUAAGAAACUCUUCGAGCACAACAGCUCGGCAGAAUACGUGCCCGAGCUGUUGGACCGGCCGUUCCGCACCGAUAUGAAACCCAUCAACAUUACCCAGCCCGAGGGCGCCUCCUUCAAGGUCCACGCCGACAACCUGGUAGAGUGGCAAAAGUGGCGAUUCCGCGUCGGGUUCACGCUCCGCGAAGGCGCCGUGCUGCACGACGUGUGCUACGACAACCGCCCCAUCAUGUACCGACUGUCCUUCUCCGAGAUGACCGUCCCGUACGGCGACCCGCGCCCGCCGUUCCACCGCAAACAAGCCUUCGACUUCGGCGACGGCGGGAUCGGCCGCGCCGCCAACAACCUGAAGCUGGGAUGCGACUGCCUGGGCGCGAUCCACUACUUCGACUCGGUGAUGACGGACACGGAGGGCAAGCCGGAUUUAGCCAAGAACGUCGUCUGCCUGCACGAGCAGGACAACGGCAUCGGGUGGAAGCACACGAACUUCCGGACGAACCGCGCGGUGGUGACGCGCAUGCGCGAGCUGGUCGUGCAGUUCGUCGCGACGCUGGCGAACUACGAGUACGUGUUCGCGUACAAGCUGGACACGGCGGGCGGCAUCACGCUCGAGACGCGGGCGACGGGCAUCGUCAGCGUGGUGCCGAUCGACGAGGGCAAGACGUCGGCGUACGGCAACGUCGUGAACCCGGGCGUGCUCGCGCAGAACCACCAGCACAUCUUCGCCGUGCGCAUCGACCCGGCCGUCGACUCGUACGACGCCGCCACCGCCGUCGUGCUCGAGGAGAGCCACCCCGUCCCCAUGAACCCGGACACCAACCCGCACGGCAACGGCUACGAGAUCCGCCGCCGCCGCGUCGAGCGCGCCGGCUUCGAGGACGCUGAGCCCCGCCUUAACAGGGUUGUGCGCCUCGAGAACCCGGUCAAGAAGAAUGCUAUUAGUGGUAAGAAUGUGGGGUACAAGCUCGUGCCCAGCCCGACGCAGCUCCUCCUCGCCGACGAGAAUAGCGUGCAGGCGGCUCGCGCCCCCUUCGCGAGGCACCACCUCUGGUUCACGGGACACCGCGACGGCGAGCUCUGGGCCGCGGGAGAGUUCACGAACCAGGCGCACCGCGAGGUGGGCGGCGUCAAGACGAUGGUCGAGAGGGGGGAUUGGUUCGUCGAGCCCGAGGGCGAGAGCGAGGGGGUGAAUGGGACGGCGACGAACGGAGAGGCGCACGGAGAGGAGGAGGCGGAUAAGAAGGGCAAGAAGAGUACGCCUGUUGUCUGGAGCGUCUUCGGCCUUACACACAACCCGCGAGUUGAAGAUUGGCCUGUGAUGCCUGUCGAAAUCCACCAGCUCCACAUCCGCCCGGCUGAUUUCUUCACCAGCAACCCGGCGUUGGACAUCCCCAGCACGAGAAACGAGAGCAGCGUGCUGGUGCCCUGCUACGGCGAGAAGGUGGCUGAGAAUGGCGCGAACGGAACUACCCAAUCCAGCACCUGCUGCAGCAGCACGCCCAGUCUCCGCACCGACAGCACGGUGCAGCGCAACCCCGUAUCCCAUCUCCAGGGCACGGGUCCGGACAUCGACCCGAAGGACAUUCCUGUCAAGGAGAAGAGGCGACUCUCCGCGACGCUGUCGAACUUGCUUAAUUGGAAGAAAGAUUGAUUUGGUGUAUUGGAAAAUUUAUGGGUUGGAUCUUUGAUUAUCGGGUGGAUAAUGAUGAAAUUUUUUUAAGUCCGUGAUAGAGACUUUCUCGCAUGAGACCCCCCCAUUUUCAUGAGAUACGAAGACGACAGCAACAAAAGUAAACUGCGUUCACUUAUUAAUACACCUGACGAGACGAAGACCUUCGCUACAAUACAGGCUCUAGACUGGCCGUGCAUGGUUUAGGGAGAAUAGGUUCUCUAGGUCUAGGUAGUUUUCGAGCAUCAGGUAGACAGACAGGCAAAGACGGAGACGUCUCGGAUAAUGUAUGCAUGUUAUUGAUUCUAUCUAUCUACAUAUUGAUAGCCCGUGGGGUUCCAAGCGGUGGUUCGAAUAUUGCAUGUAUGUCUCAAGCCCCUGAAGAAGCAAAUGCGGAAGACGGUUAGAGAUGUUUGCGUUAUACAAGAGUACUAGUUUUUACCAGCCAAACAUUGCCAAUUGAAGCUCUAUAUCUGCAUUUAGAUGACAAAGUUUACAAAUGUAUGAUGUCUUAUGUCUAGUUCGUUUGUCGAAGUUGAAUAGGGGAAGAUUCUAUUUAGGUCGGAGUUAGAGUAUCUUCGUUUAGAAGCGACCGAUGAACUCACGGAAGGUGCCUAGCUCCGACUUAGGUAUUUUGCAUUGCACAUGCAGCUGCCCGUAGCGUAUAGAUGUACAUGAUAAAUCCAUCACACCCCG
Messenger RNA from Annulohypoxylon truncatum, 3565 nucleotides. RefSeq names its product copper amine oxidase 1. The transcript has 2 exons. The record is from RefSeq and is a predicted model, not a curated record. Gene Ontology annotation, biological process: amine metabolic process. Gene Ontology annotation, molecular function: quinone binding; copper ion binding; primary methylamine oxidase activity. The coding region runs from base 521 to 2851 and encodes 776 amino acids. Lineage: Eukaryota; Fungi; Ascomycota; Sordariomycetes; Xylariales; Hypoxylaceae.